Messenger RNA from Hansenula ciferrii, 1608 nucleotides. Its product is annotated as Pantothenate transporter. The coding region runs from base 1 to 1608 and encodes 535 amino acids. Gene Ontology annotation, biological process: transmembrane transport. NCBI's taxonomy places the organism in Eukaryota, Fungi, Ascomycota, Saccharomycetes, Phaffomycetales, Wickerhamomycetaceae. Gene Ontology annotation, molecular function: transmembrane transporter activity. The record is from RefSeq and is a predicted model, not a curated record. Gene Ontology annotation, cellular component: membrane. The transcript has 2 exons.
AUGUCAAAUAAAGAAUUGUCCCAAGUUGAGAUAAAUGAUUUCAGUUCUAUUGAUACUCGAAGUCAAGAAUCUUUCAAUAAAUGGAAAUUCUUUUUUCUAAAUACCAAAUAUGAUCAUCCAGCCAAUGAAGAUAUUUUUGAAGGUGAACCAUAUACAAUUGAUACGCUUUUAACUUAUCAAAGUGAACAAAGAUUAGAUAAAAAAACUGCACCAUUAUGGAAAAAAAUCAUUGGUUUCAUUUGGGAUCCAAUCUUUUUACCACCAGAUGAACGUAAAUAUGUUGCUAAAAUUGAUUUUUUCAUUUAUAUCUAUGCAAUUUUUGCUUGUUUUAUCAAAUAUUUAGAUCAAACCAACAUCAAUAAUGCUUAUGUCUCAGGAAUGAAAGAAGAUUUGAAUAUGUAUGGAACAAAUGAUUACAAUUGGUUAACAACUUAUUUUAAUAUUGGUUAUAUGUCCUUUUCAGUCCCAAUGGCUAUUCUCUUAAAAUACGUUAGACCAAGUAUUGUUUUACCAACAUUUGAAGUUUUAUGGACAGUAAUUGUUAUGUUUAUGGCCACAGUGAAAAGUAAAGAAGCGGUUUAUGGGUUGAGAUUUUUACAAGGUGCAGUAGAAAGCUCAUCAUUUCCUGGGCUUGUGUGUUUAAUUGGUGAAUUUUAUGGUACUGAAGGUCAAGGUAAAAGACAGUUUAUGCUUAAUGCUACAAAUCCAAUAUCUAGUAUGUUUGCUGGGUAUAUCCAAGCUGGUGUUUAUACAUCUAUGAAUGGUAAAUAUGGAUUACCAGGAUGGAAAUGGGUCUUUUUGGUUGAUGGAUUCAUAAGUAUCCCAGUUGCAUUUUUAGGGUAUUAUUGUUUACCAGAUUUCCCACAAACUUCAAGAGCACCAUGGAUUAAUAAAAAAGAUCGUCAAUUUGCAUUAGCAAGAGCCAAAAGUAUGAAAAAAGUUAAACCAGAACCAUUAACUCUUAAGAAUUUCUGGGAAAUUGUGAAAAGUUGGAAGUUAUGGUUAUUUUUGGGAACUUAUGUAAUGGUUACAAUCGGUGCAAAUAGUACUUCAUACUUUGCUCUAUAUUUAAAAUCAUUAAAAAAGUAUUCAGUUCAACAGAUUAAUAUAAUCCCUACGGCAGGUUAUGCGUUUCAGUUUAUUGCUAUGUUUUUAACAUCGGCUAUUAGUGAUUAUACUGGAAAUAGGGUCUCUAUGAUUACAUUAUGUUGUAGUCUUGGGUUUGUGAGUUGUUUAUUACUAUCUAUUUGGGAUAUCCCAUUUGGAUUGAAAAUGUUUGCAUAUUUUCUAGGUUAUGGAAGUUCAAGUCAAAGUAUUUUCACUAGUUGGUUUACUGAAACUUUUUAUGAUGAACCAUUAUUGAAGACAAUCAACAUUGCGUUAGGUAAUACAUGUGUAUAUGCGUUCAAUGGAUUUUUACCUUUGGGGAUUUAUAAAACAAAAGAUUCACCACAUUUUCCAAUUGGUUAUGAGAUUAGUGCAAUGUUUUUCGUUAUUGGUAUUAUAUUUGCAUGGUUAUUUUGGUUUAUUGUUAAAAAGUAUAAUGCUAUAAGAUCUGAAAAAGAAAAGGAACUCAGUGAAGAGAAGGAAACUAUUGUUUCGGUUUGA